GAGUCUCGCAUUACUAGAUCCCAUUCGCAACCACAUCCGCCCUAGAGGCAUAGAAAAUCAAUACAAACAUUUCUCUGUCUCUCUCCCCUUCUCCCUCCGAUUCCGUCGCGGCCGACGAUCUCCGGUAGGAUGGAGAGCCUGUGGCGAGCGGCGACUGGCCAAGAUCCGAGUCCGGAUGAUUACAAAGGCGUUGAAUUCUGGACCAGCCCCGAGCGCGCUGGCUGGCUCAACAAGCAGGGCGAAUAUCUCAAAACCUGGCGUCGCCGAUGGUUCGUUCUGAAACAAGGUAAACUCUUCUGGUUUAAGGACUCUAUCGUUACUCGUGCCUCCAUUCCACGCGGCGUCAUCCCUGUCAACACCUGCCUCACCGUCAAGGGCGCCGAGGAUAUCCUCCAUAAGCCCUGCGCCUUCGAGCUCUCCACCACCGGUCAUGACACUAUGUACUUCAUCGCUGAGUCGGAGCGCGAAAAGGAGGAGUGGAUCAAUUCGAUCGGUCGCUCGAUAGUUCAGAAUUCUCGAUCGGUUACCGAAUCUGAAGUCGUUGAUUACGAUAACAGGCGAUGAUUCCGAUGUUGAAGACUUCUUCGUCCUUCACUUUCUCUAUGUACAGUAACGAGGCGAGAUUUAGUCUCGGAUGGUUGCGAGAUGAAUACCUUUUGUCGAAUUGGUACUAUCGAUCUCUGUUUCCUUCUUUCAUGUUGUUAAAAUUAUGGUGAUGAUGUGAAUCGAACUGAAUCUCCUCUACUUCGUUUUCUCCUUGGUUCCAAAACUUCUAUCAGGCAGACGAUCAUCCUUGCUCGUUUUUUUCUUUGUGUAUUUGAUCUCCAAUUACCGUAGUGUGUUUAAAUUCUGGUUUAGUAUAUACUGAUUAAUGACGUUUUUUCUCA
Messenger RNA from Cucurbita moschata (crookneck pumpkin), 887 nucleotides. Its product is annotated as pleckstrin homology domain-containing protein 1-like. The record is from RefSeq and is a predicted model, not a curated record. The coding region runs from base 130 to 564 and encodes 144 amino acids. NCBI's taxonomy places the organism in Eukaryota, Viridiplantae, Streptophyta, Magnoliopsida, Cucurbitales, Cucurbitaceae. The transcript has a single exon.